AUGCCGCCCACGAUGGUGGCCAGCAAGAGCGCGGCGCCGUCUCCUGAUGACGUUGCGCAAAUCACCAACACUAUAUACACCUCCAAGACUUCACAGGAGUCGCUGGACGCCGCUUACACCCUGACAGAUCUGCUGCUGAAUAGCGUCGGCUUCCGCGGUCUUACCGCAUACAAUGUUCUCCCGGAGAUCGUAAAAGCGAGCACCACCAAGAAAGAUGCGGCCAAGAGGGAGGGCGCCAUGUUUGCGCUGGGCGCAAUUUUCGAGCGCUUCCCGCCCAAGUCAAGAUUGAGCGAAGUCAUAUUUCUGGUCAAAGAGACCGCACUCGUCGGCUGUGCGCUAGACUCCCUGGCAGACCGACAGUCGAGCAUCAAAGAAGGUGCGCGCUAUGCUCUGGAUGCGCUGUACGGACACCUCGGUGCGGAGGCAAAAGUCUUCGCGCUUCUCCCACUGCUACAGCAAUAUCUACGCAAGAAUGCUGGCAAAUGGCAAGGUGCGGUUGGCGCAUUCGAAUUAAUGGGACGCAUGGCCGAUGACGCCAAAAUGGGCAUGGAGAGCAGAGAGAUCGAGCAGAGCAAAGAUGUGAUUCGAGAAGCCAUGGGCAAGAAGCUGCAAGAACUCAUCCCUGUCGUGGAGAACGGCAUGCACGACCUCAAGGCUGAGGUCCAAAAACAGGCACUCAAGACCAUGAACAGCUUAACGACACUUUUGCAGAACGACGAUGUGGCUCCACGGAUACCUCUGCUCGUCAAGAGUAUGGAAGAUCCAGAUAAGCAUGCGUUGCAGAAGGCGGUGCAUGCGCUCAGCCAGACCACCUUCGUGACUGUCGUUACCUCCCCUGUACUGGCACUGCUCACGCCGAUUCUCGAACGUGUGCUGAAUGACCCUACGACAUCGAAUGAAGUUUCACGACAGACGGCCGUCGUAGUGGAGAAUCUGACCAAGCUGGUGCACGAUCCUGUCGAAGCGCGAGCGUUUCUGCCAAAAUUGAAGCCUGGAAUCCAGGCUAUCAGAGAUCGUGCUUCCCUACCAGAAGUUCGAGAAAUUGGCGGCAGAGCAUACAAUACCAUGAUCAAAGCAAUGGGCGAAAUUCAGAACGGAGAUUCGAGCGCGCGCACAGUAGUCGAGCGAGUCAAGUCCGAGGACGUGCAGCUAGUGCUGGACAAGGAGAUCAAGCAGAACGGGGGUCUACUCAACUAUUCUGGUGACUCGGACGUUUGGGCGGUCACCAAGCCAUUUAUCGGUGAGAUUAUUGCUGAAGAUGUGAAUCAGCGCAUGCUCGACCGACUGGUUGGCAAUAUUGCUCCAUAUCUCCAGCCUAUGAUGGACGAUGGCAAAGCUGAGAUCGUUGCUCAAAAUGUGUGGAAGUUCUACGUAGCAGAGGACGAGCGGAAGUUCGGCGAGCCGGUCAAGGAGGAUGAUGGCGAGAUAGAGAUUGUCAACGCCACCUUCUCACUGGGUUACGGCGGAAUGCUCUUGCUGUCACAGACAAACAUGCGCCUUCUUAAAGGUCACCGCUACGGACUCUGCGGCCGUAAUGGUGCCGGCAAGUCUACUCUCAUGCGAUCCAUGGCCAACGAGAAGCUUGAUGGCUUUCCACCUCAGAGCGUGCUUAGAAAUUGCUUUGUCGAGCACAACCAGGGUGAAGAUGCUGAAAUCACCAUUCUGGAAUACUGCAUGAAGGACGAGGCCAUCAAAGGAGAAGGCAAAGAGCGUAUCGAGAAUGUUUUGGAAGAAGUUGGUUUCACCAAAGGACCCGGUGGUCGUCAGCAACAGAAGGUCGGCAGUCUUUCUGGAGGAUGGAAGAUGAAGCUGGCGCUGGCCAGAGCCAUGUUGAUGCGUGCAGAAGUUUUCCUUCUCGAUGAACCCACCAACCACUUGGACGUGGGCAACGUGAAAUGGCUCCAGGACUACCUCAAGUCGCACACUGAUAUCACCUCGCUGAUUGUGUCUCACGAUUCUGGGUUCCUGGAUGAGGUCUGCACGGACAUCUACAACUAUGAGAACAAAAAGCUGGUGCACUACAAGGGCAAUCUCGCUGACUUGGUGAAAGUUCGACCGGAGGCUAAGAGUUACUACACUUUGACCGAUUCCCAGGUCCAAUUCAAGUUCCCGCCUCCUGGUAUCCUCACUGGUAUCAAAUCCAACACUCGCUCCAUCCUUCGGAUGACCGAUUGUUCGUUCACCUAUCCCGGAGCUCCAAAGCCCAGCUUGCAGAACGUCACCGCUCAGCUCACUCUGAGCAGCAGAGUGGCCAUCAUUGGCCCGAACGGAGCAGGAAAAUCCACACUCAUCAAGGUUCUGACUGGCGAAGUCAUUCCACAAUCUGGUCGUGUUGAAAAGCAUCCCAACUUGCGUAUUGGAUAUAUCAAGCAGCACGCUCUCGAGCACGUUGAGAUGCAUCUUGAGAAGACACCGAAUCAGUACCUCCAAUGGCGCUAUGCUAACGGCGACGACCGAGAAGUGUUAAUGAAGCAGACCCGAGUCCUUACUGACGAGGACAAAGCGCAGAUGGACAAGUGGAUUGACCUAGGCGAUGGCAAGGCUGCCCGGCAGAUGGAGGCGUUGAUCGGACGACAGAAGUACAAGAAGUCAUUCCAGUACGAGGUCAAGUGGAAGAACCUGCUGCCAAAAUACAACAGCAUGGUGUCGCGCGAAACGCUUAUGGAUUGGGGCUUUCAAAAGCUCAUACAAGAGUUUGACGAUCACGAGGCCAGCAGAGAAGGUCUUGGCUUCCGGCACCUGGAGCCAAAGGUGAUCUCAAAGCACUUCGAGGAUGUUGGUCUAGAUCCAGAAAUCGCCAACCACAAUGAGAUUUCAGGCCUCUCCGGAGGUCAGAAAGUCAAGGUUGUUUUGGCUGGUGCUAUGUGGAAUAACCCUCACUUGCUUGUGCUCGACGAGCCUACUAACUUCUUGGAUCGCGACUCUCUCGGUGGUCUCGCGGUCGCAAUUCGAGACUACAAGGGCGGUGUCGUCAUGAUCUCCCACAAUGAGGAAUUUGUCGGCGCCCUUUGCCCUGAGCAGUGGCAUGUCAACGAUGGCCGCCUCACCCAAAAAGGCUAUCUAGCUGUCAGCAUGGAUCGUUUCGAUGACUCCCGACCUGGCUCGUCGCUCGCAUCGUCUGCCGCAUCUCCAUCCGCUCUCUCGUCAGCAGCCCCUUCGACUGAAGGAACUCCUGCUGGCUCUGCCGUACAGUCCGAGGACGAUAGCCCCAUGAAGUUCAAGGCGGCAAAGAAGAAGAAAAUUACUAAGAAGCAGCUCAAAGAGAGAGAAGUGAGGAGACGUCUGCGCCACAUUGAAUGGCUCAAUUCGCCAAAAGGUACACCACACCCACCUGAUACGGAUGAUGAGGCUUAAGGAUCCAUCCUGCUAAGCUACGAGCGUGAAAUGCAUCAUGACCGUGGUUUUGUUUUCCUGCAUAGCGCUCGGCGUUUGAGUAUGGUGGCAUGUGGAGGCGUAAAUGGGACGCGAUAUGCCUUGCGUGGCUAAGGCCUUGAAGUUGGCACGUUUGCACAUUGUGCUCGUUGGUCAGGAGUUGUCAUGUAGAGGCGUUAGAAGAAGAGCAAGACCAGAAAGGUCAAGAUAAAAUGAUAAAGAGAUAAAAGUAAUGCAAUCAAGCAAAUGAGAACUUGAUGCGCGCCAUGUGGAUCAUUCGUUGGAAUUGGGUCGAGGUUAAGGGUUCUAUGGCGCCGAACAAGAUGAUCUCGAUGCUCUUG
Messenger RNA from Pseudocercospora fijiensis CIRAD86, 3713 nucleotides. RefSeq names its product ABC transporter, ABC-F family, EF3 type. Bases 1 to 3354 code for a protein of 1117 amino acids. The transcript is spliced from 2 exons. Gene Ontology annotation, molecular function: ATP binding; ATP hydrolysis activity. NCBI's taxonomy places the organism in Eukaryota, Fungi, Ascomycota, Dothideomycetes, Mycosphaerellales, Mycosphaerellaceae. The record is from RefSeq and is a predicted model, not a curated record.